Molecule: messenger RNA, 2250 nt
Organism: Sebastes umbrosus (honeycomb rockfish)
Lineage: Eukaryota; Metazoa; Chordata; Actinopteri; Perciformes; Sebastidae
Gene: wdr89
Product: WD repeat domain 89
Exons: 2
Coding region: 210-1346 (378 amino acids)
Molecular function (GO): protein binding
Source: RefSeq, a predicted model, not a curated record
UGUGACACAGAGUGUUUCCGCCAUGCGUGUUUCCAGCUGAAGUAGCGUGAUGACAUUCAUCGGUGCUUUUUGGUUAAAAUAGUUCAUAAAACGUUAAAGUUUCGGGUUACAGACGUGUCUAGUAGUCUGCAGCGGUAACGGUGGAGUUCUCCUCAAACUGUGGACAUUUCUAUCAAACAGUGUGGUUAAACGCGUCACGCUGAGCCGUCAUGGAGGGUUUGGAGGAGAAGCUGAAAGGUCUGUCCAUCGCUCGGCGGUCUCGCCCAGAGGAGCCCACCUACCUGCUGGACGUGGCUCUGCAGCCGGCCGGCCUGCUCGCCGUGUCCUGCUCCAACUACACCAUCCACCUCCACAACAAGGACACUCUGAGCCUGGUGGGGGCGUUCCGGGGCCACAGCGGGCCGCUCUGUGGCGUCGUUUUCUCCCACACCUCUCCUGACUUCCUGUACUCUGGCUCUGCUGACGGGACGGUGCGUGGGUGGGACGUCCGCCGCCCCGGCACUGAUGCAGCCCAGGUGUUUAAAAGCGACCCGUCACACAACUACUGCAGCUUCGACUUGAGCUGCGGCGACGCGCUCCUGUGUGCCGGCACCGAGCAGGUCAACGACGAAGACAGCUUCUUGGUUUUCUGGGACGUCAGGAAGCCGGGCAGUGGGCUCCUCGGGGUGUACUCUGAGUCGCACAGCGAUGACAUCACACAGGUGUGUUUCCACCCUCGGGAGAAAGACCGCCUGGCGUCCAGCUCCACAGACGGCCUUGUGAAUGUGUUUGACCUGAGCCGGGGAGCGGAGGAUGAGGCGCUGCUCGCCACCUGUAACAGCGACUCGUCAGCCGGUUCGGUGUGUUGGUGCGGAGCCGACUACACCCAGCUGCUGUGCCUCAGCCACGACGAGGGGCUGCACCUGUGGGAUGUGGGUCAGCUGGACACCGACGAGCCCCUCACCGUUUUCAGCACCUCUGACGCUCGCAGCCUCGCCAUGCUGGCUGAUGGCGGGGGCGUGGAUUACCUGGUGGGGGGCAGGUGGCUGGAGGAGGCCCAGAAGCUGCUGGUGGUCGGAGGCAGGAACGGCGGCGACCUCCACCUGAUGGAGUGCGACGACGGCGGGCUCCGUCUGCUGAGGACCCUUGAGGGCGGCCACUCCUCCACGGUGCGCUGCUUCCUGUGGGACGCGGCGUCGGAGGCUCUGGUCACCGGGGGAGAGGAUGCUCAGCUGUUGCUAUGGAAACCAGGAGGGGAGGAGCUCACGGCAGGGAAAAGGGAGUCCACGAAGAGCCAAUCGGCUUUGAGACUCAAAUCCAGACCGCAUAAAAAACACGGCUACAAGAAAGAGAAGAAGGAAGCGUAGCCAAGAAGUCAAAAUACUGAAUUUACUGACUGGACUCUGGUGGACGCUCACGUCUUUCUGUGAGAGAAAACGUGUUUCAGUGUGACCUCCAGCUGCUCCUGCAGACUCGCAGGUCAAAGGUCGCCUUUGUUCAACUUAGACCGGGCAGAUGUGUUCGUUCGGCCAAUAGAAACACUGCUGCUGUGUGUGUGAUGGAAAUAGAGAAAUUAUUAGUAUGGUGUGUUUUCUCACUAUAUUUAGUACAUUAUAUUUACCGUCUGUGAUUUCUCUGAUCAAUAUUUAUUUAUUACCCGCAUCAGAAACGUGACGAUCACAUAAAAAUUACAUUGAAUAAUAACCUAUAAAUAACAACACCUCCAAAUGUUUCCCCAUUCUUUUAGUGUAAAACAUUCACAAUUAAUGAACAAUCCAUUUACAGACCAGAUGAUGAACAGCCUGAGACGUCUCGCUGAUCUCUCCUCAAACCUGCCGAUUCAUUUAUCUUCUCUAUUCUCACUUUUUCUGGCAAGUUCUUGUAUUUUUCGCCACGAUGAAUCUCAUAAUGGGGCCGAAUCUUAUAUUCCUUGAGCACUGAAAGAUGCUGUGAACACAUUAAACACACAUUUACCUCUGUGAAGAAAUAGAACUGGUCCACUCUGUGUCCACUUUUAGCUUUUUUUGGAAAAUAUAUUUUCCACCCGCGUCUCCUGAAUGAAUCGUAGCCUACUUAGCCUAAGUAAAGAACUGAGUACUUCUUCCACCACCACUUUAAGUACAGUACUUGAGUAAAUGUAUUUAGUUACAUUCCACCGCUGUAUAGAAGGGUGAGUUGCCGUAAAGUGGGACACCUAUAAGCUCCAGUAGGUCUCCCUCAGACAAAUAAAAGUCAAUAAAACUAUUGAUAUUUAAUGUCUUUCUAAUAUGC